Messenger RNA from Trematosphaeria pertusa, 1845 nucleotides. RefSeq lists its product as uncharacterized. The record is from RefSeq and is a predicted model, not a curated record. NCBI's taxonomy places the organism in Eukaryota, Fungi, Ascomycota, Dothideomycetes, Pleosporales, Trematosphaeriaceae. Bases 59 to 1345 code for a protein of 428 amino acids. Gene Ontology annotation, cellular component: nuclear membrane; nuclear envelope. Gene Ontology annotation, biological process: nuclear envelope organization; lipid homeostasis. The transcript has 2 exons.
CUCGACCCAUCGUCAACUGCACUCGCAUUCUCCCACCGGCCACUCGCUAUUGAGCAGCAUGUCGCACAAUCGCGAAUCAUUUGGGGGUAUGGACUACCAGUGGGAAAAUAAACAUGGCCCUGUCAACCCGCAAUCACCCUUCGUCACCGCCGUCCAGCAGCCCGCAAAGAAGCGCACACACUCCGUCUUCGAUUCGCCGUCCAAGAGCGGCGGCUUCUCUACCCCGAACUGCCCGCAGCUGCGCGAACCGAAUUCGCAACACCACUUUUUCUCGCAGCAGAACAAGCCGCCCCCUUAUAUUCCGGCGCACGUUCAAAACUCGAAGACGUGGGAGCCGCGGACACCGGCCAGCGUCAUCGACUUUAGCUCUGGCGGAGAGACGCCGAAUACCCCCGCGCAAGACAGCGACGCAGCGACGCCCGACACACAGAUGGCGAGCAAAAUGGGUAGGUUGAUGUCUGGCGACGGCAAGGGCACUCCCAAGAAGAGCCGUCGAGAGUCUAUCAUGAAUUGGGUGCGGUCCAGCCCUAGCCCGUCGAAGGAGAAGGCGAAGGACGACUCGCGGAAUUACUACUCCAAGAAAGCAGAGCAUCGCAUCAUGAAGCGGCGGUCAAAGAAGUCAAAGGCGGCACUGCGCGAUGAUGAUUCGGACAACGAGCAGACGGGCAACAAUAACGCAUCAGCGUUACAAGAGAAGCCCCCGCUAGGCUUCGCUGCCCACAUCCCCGGCGUGCUGUCCUGGGUCGAAGCGCAUCCGCACCUCCCCGCCGUGCUGUCCUUCUACAUGCAGUUCAUCGUCAAUGCAGCCAUCGGCUUCAUGUUCCUGUACAUUAUCUACGCAGGCUGGUCCGCCGUCACAAACGACAUCAACAUCGAAGCGGACAAGAUGUCGCACGACAUCCUGCACGAAAUAGCGCUCUGCGCAAAGGACUACAAGGACAACUACUGCGGCUCCAAGGGCCGCGCACCCGCGCUGGAAGCUGCCUGUCUCAACUGGGAGACGUGCAUGAACCGCGAUGCGAAGAAGGUGGCCCGCGCGAGCGUCGGCGCGAAGACGUUCGCGAUGAUCUUCAAUGCCUUCGUUGAGGAGUUCAGCUACAAGUCCAUGGUAUUUGUUGCCCUUUUCCUAGUCCUCAAAGUCCUGCUAGCACGGCUAGUUGCGGUCGAGAUGGCGCGAAGCUCGGGACUGCUUCGACGGGAUCAAACUCAAGCUCGAGCUCGCCAGGAGCGUGAAGAGCACGCCGAUGACCUCCCCCAAUCCCAGUCCUCCACCUACACCCCUCCCCGCAUCGAACCCGCAGAGCGCACAGGAUUCGCUGACCCAAUCAUCGCUGAAAACGAAUAGCUCUUCACCGCGAUCAUCAUCUUCGGCGGCUUCAACCUGUCGAAUUGGGCCUUUGGCUUCAUCCGCGAAAAACACCAGCAUCCCCACCAGCAACCACAGCACCAUGACUAUCCGCCCCCGCCCGCAACCCCCCAGCGCUACCCCAGCGGCGGCUUUCUCGAGCAUCAGCAGCAGGGCUGGCAUACACCCUAUCACACGCCGUAUGGCAGCAUGAACCAGCACAUGGUGCAGCAGGCGAGCCAGAGCCUGCCCGCGCUGCCGAGUACGGUGGAGGACGGGAGUGUGAGUCUAAGGGAGGGGAGGAGGAGUCCGAGUAAGAGGGGUUUGUUUAGGUGAUUGCUUUGCUCGGGUGACUCUCCUCUCGCUUCUCGCUUCCCCCGCUCCCCUCUCUUUUUUGGAUCGCAUGGGCAUGGCGCGGUGAGGGAUUCUUUCUUCGCGUUUGAGAUUUUUCCUGUAUAUGGAUGAAUAUGGAUAUGGAUAUGGAUAUUAUUACAUUGAUG